AUGGGUGAUAUACGAAACUUCACACAGGCAUUGGAAAAUGUUUUCAAAGAGAUAUUUCUUAACUACAUGAAUGGCUGGAGGAACAACAUGACAGCAGAACAAGAUGCACUACAAGAACGAGUCAACGCUGAAAACUUCAACUACGUUAUCUUGUACCUGAUGGUGAUGAUUGGCAUGUUCUCCUUCAUUAUUGUGGCUAUCCUGGUCAGCACGGUGAAGUCAAAGAGGCAAGAGCACUCCGAUGACCCAUAUCAUCAGUACAUUGUGGAUGACUGGGGAGAAAAGUAUAAGAGCCAGAUCCAGAAUAGAGAAAACUUUAAGUGUACAAUCCAUGAAAACCUUGGUGCAAGGGAGAAAAAGAGCUCACCUUGACUUAUUUGAGACUGUAAUAGUGGACAAAUCAUAAAGUACUGCCUAUUGAUUUUG
Molecule: messenger RNA, 426 nt
Organism: Alligator sinensis (Chinese alligator)
Lineage: Eukaryota; Metazoa; Chordata; Crocodylia; Alligatoridae
Gene: KCNE2
Product: potassium voltage-gated channel subfamily E regulatory subunit 2
Exons: 1
Coding region: 1-372 (123 amino acids)
Biological process (GO): membrane repolarization during action potential; potassium ion export across plasma membrane; regulation of ventricular cardiac muscle cell membrane repolarization
Cellular component (GO): membrane
Molecular function (GO): delayed rectifier potassium channel activity; transmembrane transporter binding; potassium channel regulator activity
Source: RefSeq, a predicted model, not a curated record